Oncorhynchus keta (chum salmon) is the source of this 3487-nucleotide messenger RNA. Its product is annotated as RUN and FYVE domain-containing protein 2-like. Gene Ontology annotation, cellular component: cytoplasm. The record is from RefSeq and is a predicted model, not a curated record. The transcript has 18 exons. Gene Ontology annotation, molecular function: metal ion binding. Bases 276 to 2378 code for a protein of 700 amino acids. NCBI's taxonomy places the organism in Eukaryota, Metazoa, Chordata, Actinopteri, Salmoniformes, Salmonidae.
UCCCAAGUAUCUCACGCCAUUACGUAGUGCAUUGUGUGCGUUUUUGACGCCUCCCAUACGGACCUGAGGGAUUCGGCUUCAUAGGAUCUUUACACUCUGCGGCGAAUAAGGGAUAGUCAUUUGUCAUUGAUGACUGUGAAAGCGGCGUUCACACUUAGAAUGUAGACGAAAUGUGAUAGGCAUUAUAGUGUUGGGAUUGGAUGGUUUAGCAAUGUUAUCCCAGACAUUUCUGCAACAAUGGUCGCCAGGUGAAUUGUCCGUAUGAUAUUUCGACGAUGGCGACACCUGCAGAGCACGACCUUACAUUAGCUGAAGCAGAGAGCAACAAAGAGAAGUCUCAAGUAUUCGGAAUCCUUAGGUUUCAGGAAGAAAAAUCGACGGGUGAAAAAGCUAGCACCACCACGUCCACGACCAUGAGAGCCGGGGACGGGAGAUGGCAGGCCCCCAUAUUUGCACUAGCCAGGAAAGCAUCAGAGACCUUUUCAGGAAGCAGCAGUCAUGUUUUGGCGAAGGUAGCGGAACCCACAUCUUUUGUAAACGAAUGGAGUGCCCAAGCUCUGCGGGACCCUAUGGCGAUGGAGAGAGCCAACCUGCUGAACAUGGCCAAGCUCAGCAUCAAAGGCCUGAUCGAGUCGGCCCUCAGUUUUGGACGCACCCUGGACUCCGACUACCCUCCACUCCAGCAGUUCUUCGUUGUCAUGGAGCACUGCCUCAAACAUGGUCUCAGAGUGAAGAAGUCAUUUCUUGGAUACAACAAGUCUCUGUGGGGUCCUCUGGAGAUGGUGGAGAAGUUGUGUCCCGAGGCAGGAGAGAUCGCAGCCAGCGUCAGGGACCUACCAGGACUAAAGACUCCGCUGGGCAGAGCUCGGGCCUGGCUGCGUCUAGCCCUGAUGCAGAAGAGGCUGGCUGAUUACCUCCGCCUUCUGAUCACCAGAAAGGACCUGCUAAGUGAUUUCUAUGAGAAUUCUGCUGUGAUGGUAGAGGAGGAGGGUGCUGUCAUUGUUGGCCUGCUGGUGGGACUCAAUGUGAUCGAUGCCAACCUUUGUGUCAAGGGAGAAGACUUGGAUACACAGGUUGGGGUCAUUGACUUCUCCAUGUACUUGAAAAAUGACAUUGAUGACUACAGAAGUGAAGAAAGAAAUGGUCAAAUAGCAGCCAUCCUGGACCAGAAGAACUACGUUGAAGAAUUAAACAGGCAGCUUAACUCUUCAGUACACGGCUUACAAGGGAGGGUCGAUAACUUGGAGAAAUCAAACUCUAAACUCAUUGAGGAGCUGGCGAUUGCAAAAAACAACAUAAUCAAACUACAAGAGGAGAAUCAUCAGCUUAGAAAUCAGAACACUGUUAUUCUCAUGAAAGCUCAGCAGCAACUUGAGGUGACCCAGGUGGACGUGGACGUGGAGCUGGACACCUACAAGAAGUCGAGGCAGGGCCUGGACGAGAUGUACAACGAGGCCAGGAAGCAGCUCAGGGAGGAGUGUCAACUACGCCAGGAUGUGGAGAAUGAGUUGGUGGUGCAGGUGAGCAUGAAGCAGGAAAUGGAUCUGGCCAUGAAACUGUUGGAGAAGGACAUCCACGAAAAGCAGGACACACUGAUCGGCCUCCGCCACCAGCUGGAUGAAGUCAAGGCCAUCAAUGUGGAAAUGUACUCAAAAAUGCAGACUUCCGAUGACGGCAUGAAACAGAAGAACGACAUGAUCACUCGUUUGGAGGAGAAGACCAAUCAAAUCACAGCAACCAUGAAACAGCUGGAACAAAGAUUACAGGAGGUUGAUCGGGACCGCUGGACCGCAGAAGAUGGAACGCGCAAAUUCAAGCAGGACUUUGUCAACAAAGCCGACAGCCUCCAAAAGCAGAUAGCCCAGAGAGAGAAGCAGAGGUUGCAGCUGGAGACAGACCUAAAGAUUGAGAAGGAGUGGCAGCAGACCUUACAAAACAACCUGGAGAGGGAACGAGACAUCGUCGCCCAGCUCAGUGCUGAAGCCCAGCAAAUAAAUGGACUUAAAAAGGAGUUCCACAGGCUGCAGGAUGAGAACAGCCAGCUGACUGGAAUAUGUGACGAACAGGAACAGGCCCUGGAGGAGCUGGGAUGCAAACUUAGCGAAUCAAAACUUAAAAUUGAGGACAUAAAAGAGGCAAAUAAAGCUCUUCAGGGGGGCCAGAUCUGGCUGAAGGACAAAGACGCCAACAUCUGUAAACUGUGUGAGAAGGAGUUCUCCAUCUCUCGGAGAAAGCACCACUGUAGAAACUGUGGGGAGAUCUUCUGCAAUGCCUGCUCUGACAACGAGCUGCCCCUCCCUGCCUCGCCAAAACCAGUGAGGGUCUGUGAUAUGUGCCACGCCCUUCUUCUCCAACGCUGUUCCUCAAAUGCCACAUGAGAUGCCUCCUUUCAGCCCCAUCCACAGCUUUUACUUAGCCCCCCCUCUGAGUUUGUGUGACUGUUAUCAGGUAUCAAGCAUUCAUGUUCUCCUAGGUGUUGUCCUUUGUGUAACAUGAGAUUUGAGAUGUUACAUCUGUGACACUUAUAUGACACUAAGGCUGCGUUUUAGAUAGGCAGCACAAUUCUGAUGGGUUUUUUUCUUCACUUUUGACCAAUCAUAUCAGAUAUUUUGCCAAUAAUUGGGCAGAAGAUCAGAAUUGGGCUGCCUGUCUCCACAAUAGACUAAAACCAUGUGGGCAGCUGAGCAUAUCGUUCUAAAUCUGCAGUAAGAAUAUCAAGAGACGAUGCAAAGUAUGUUUCUCUAAGUACGGAGGAAUACAGUGAUUGAGCCUGUUGUGAUAAGCCGUGGAGUCAUUGGACAUAAUCAUAUUUUGGUUUUGUUGAGUCGUGUUAUUUCACUUGAAUGUGGAUGGUCUUACCUGUUGUAAUUCACACGUGCCUCUAAUAAGCCAAAAUACUGAAUGAGUACCUUUCACAGAUUUGUUUCUGCAUGAUAGAAUGCAGGCACAUUUCAGAAGUAUGUUUACCAAAAGCACUAAUGUUCCCAAUGCUGCCUUGGUUAUGAAGAAGAAGAAACUACAUGAAACAGCACAGCAAAUGUAUAUGUUGUACUUUUGAUUACUGACUGAAAAACACAAUAUUAACUUAAGUAGGCCUAAUUAAUGAUUAACUUAACAAUAACUAUUAUUAUCAUAAAAAUAUACUAUAGCUACCUAAAGUAGCAAAUGAUUACGUUUGCAAACAUACCCAUCUUGUAUUUAUUUUUAUAAAGUGGAAAAAAUAUUUCAUUUCAGAGUAUUUGUUAUUUUUCUGCACAUUUUAUUUGAAUAUUUGUCAUACAAGUUUAAAAUCUUGUAUCAAAGUGACAAAUAAUUUCAGAUGUACUGUACAUUAAUUUGUGUUUACCAAAUUAUACACUUGCUGUAUAUUUUGUUUUGUAUUCAAUCAGCAAAACAGUGUGUUUCAAUGUAUCAUUUUCCAAAACUGGAAUGAAUACUUUUCAUUAAAAAUAAAUGGAUAUGGUACAUCUCACAUAAUCAAAAUAUA